Molecule: messenger RNA, 603 nt
Organism: Aspergillus oryzae RIB40
Lineage: Eukaryota; Fungi; Ascomycota; Eurotiomycetes; Eurotiales; Aspergillaceae
Product: mitochondrial 54S ribosomal protein mL58
Exons: 1
Coding region: 1-603 (200 amino acids)
Cellular component (GO): mitochondrial large ribosomal subunit
Molecular function (GO): structural constituent of ribosome
Source: RefSeq, a predicted model, not a curated record
AUGGCAACUUGUCUUACUGCCCCCAAACGGCCGUUUCUAGCCCUGCCGUCAUUUGUUCCGUCUUCGUGUCCGUCGAUCACUUUGCAAACACGCCGGCAUCAAUCCUCGUAUAGGCGGACGAAACAACGCCUACGUGUCAAACCAGAUGCGUCGUUUGGUGUUUCGUCCACCCAAUUUCAUGAUCAAAUCAUUCACAACCCGCCUUCGAGCGCCCCCUCGGUAUACCAUACACCCACGAAAUUCCUCCCUCUCGAUGAUGUUCGGAGAACCCUUCGUGGCGCUUCCAUGAACAAUGGAAAUUCUGCUCAACUACCCUCUGUUUUCAAAACAUCCGUGGAGAAGAGAUAUCAUUUGAAUCCUUCAGACAUAGAGGAGAUCCGCAGACUGCGAUUAAGCGACCCGAUGACUUGGAGCCGUUGGAAACUGGCUAAGCGCUUUGACUGCUCUCCAAUGUUCAUUGCUAUGGUAUGUGAAGCUGGCCCACAAAAGAAAGAAAUACAGAAACAAGUCUUGGAAGCGGUACAAUCAAGAUGGGGUACAAAACGUCGGAUGGCCAGAGAAGACCGACAAUUGCGAAAAGAAUCCUGGGGAAGAGAUGAAUGA